This is a messenger RNA of Wyeomyia smithii (pitcher-plant mosquito), 460 nucleotides long. It is a transcript of the gene cype, whose product is annotated as cytochrome c oxidase subunit 6C. The coding region runs from base 137 to 373 and encodes 78 amino acids. Lineage: Eukaryota; Metazoa; Arthropoda; Insecta; Diptera; Culicidae. The transcript is spliced from 3 exons. The record is from RefSeq and is a predicted model, not a curated record.
AGUAAACUGCAUGCUUCGAGGUCGAGCUACAAAUUUCGUUUUCUAGUCAUCAUCAUUCCAAUUUGUUCGCAGCUUGUCUGUUUUCAGGUAUUUCUAAAGGCGAUUUUUCAAGCAAACUUUUGUUCUUUUAUAAAAGAUGUCGGAAGUCACCGCGAAAAUUCCGAAACCAGUCCUCCGCGGAUUGCACAAUGCCUCAAUCAAGCGUAACCUUAUCGUGGCUGGAGUGCUGUGCGUGAUUUCUGUGGUUGUUACUAAAUACGUAUAUGUUGAACCAAAGAAACAGGCAUACGCCGAUUUCUAUAAGACCUACGACGCCAACAAGCACUUCGAACGUAUGAAGAACGCCGGACUGUUGCAAUCUGUUAAGGAUUAAGAAGGAAGUAUGGCAAUAGUUCAGUCGUUUAUUGUGCGUUUAUUUAAAUGAAAUAAAAAAAUAACUAAUCGGAACAAUUUGCUUUAA